Messenger RNA from Empidonax traillii (willow flycatcher), 1914 nucleotides. RefSeq names its product serine/threonine kinase 31 (gene STK31). The record is from RefSeq and is a predicted model, not a curated record. NCBI's taxonomy places the organism in Eukaryota, Metazoa, Chordata, Aves, Passeriformes, Tyrannidae.
AUGAAUCAGACUCAUCAACAGAUUUCAGAAUCCUUUGUCACAAAUAGAGACACUGACCCCAUCCAACCUGGCCUUGAUCAUGGUGUGGGCUGCCAUGCUGAAGAAGCUGUAACAUUUUGGGUGCAGAAUGUCAGUAGAUGUAAUGACCUCUUGAAAAUAUGUUGUGUGCUGGCUGAAGCUUGUCCUAGGAUUAAUGCAGUUUUUGGCAAACCUGAUUUUAGUAAGAAAAAGCUUAUUUUGUGUGAGCAAGUUUUGCUGGGCUUCACACUUCAACUGAAUGCAGUUAAAAUUCCACCAAACUUGCAAGUUUGCAGUGUUGGUGAGAAGUACAGACUCUGAGCACUGCAGAGACCAGCUGAUCAGAACUUAAACAUGUGUGACCAGGGGAAGAAGUUUAUGAGCAGCCCAGCUUUUGAAAAAGAAAUAAAAAUACAUCACAAAGCCAAGCAUAAAGACGGUACUGUUGUUGCCCAGGCAGAGUACAAAAAAAUAGGUACUGGAGAAGAGGUGGUCAAGGCAGGGUUUACUAAAAAUGAAAAUAUUGUAGCUUCCACCUCAGUGUCAGACAAAAGCUUGGGACAAAUAAGAUCAGAUCAGAAGCUGUCUGAAGAGAAACAAGCUCUCAGAAGGAGAAAUAUAAAUCUCUUGCAGCAGAAGGAACUAGAACUGAAGGUUCAAGAGCUGAAAUGUGAACUUCAGAACAGUCAUUUUGGGGAGCAGCUCUCACAAGCCAUAAAAAUGGUUGCAGAUGUUUCUCUCACUAUUCUGUGUUCCUUGGAAAAGCUGUAGAAGGUUUGGACAGAAUAUGACUUGGCUUAAAGGAGGAUUCGAUUAUGCAGAAAUAUGGAUGAAAGAGAUGAAUUGAUUAUCUUGCAAGAUGAGGUGCAGCAGAACUUGUGUUCAGCAGUGAAAGAAUUAAUUUUGGAAGUGGAUCAACUGCCCCCUCUGAGCCCUCAAGAGUGUUACAGAAAUAUUACUUACCUUAAUUUUGACUGUGCAAAUGUGUGUGGAGAGGUGAAAAAGAUUGUUGAAUUCACCUUGUUUGCAAAACUGUUUUUGCUGGAUUUACUUGACACACAGAAGCUGACAGCUUCUCUGGGGAUGAUGUAUGGUCAAGAAUCUGAAGCAUAUGACUCAGAGGUAUUUCAACAGUUCUUUGAGUGGAAGAGUGUUAAAACAAAUAAGUUUAAUUGUGUCAGAAAUAAUAUGGACACAACUCUGCAAAUUCUUGAGGACCAGUUCAGUGACACCUUUAAGUGUUGUAACCUGAUGUUAGAAGCAUUUUCUGAUUUAGAGCAAGUGGUUGGCAGUGCAGAUUAAAUUCUCAAAAAGGUUGAGUUGGCUGUUUCUGAAGAACUGGAUAUAGAAUUAGAUGUAACUCAUGAAGCAGAGAAAGGAAUAAUUAUAAAUACUUACAAUAAAGUUAUGAAUGAAGUUCAUCAUGAGCAAAGUAUGAUCACCGUCAUACGAAACAGAUACUUUGCCGGUGCUGAGGUAAAACAUCAGGCAGAGGAAUGACUGAAUAGAAGACCUGAUAUUAACAACUUAUUAUCAGUUAAGAAAAUUGUGAAAAGCUUAAAGGCCCAAAUAAGGGGGAAGCUGGUUGAAAAGAACAACUUUGAGGAAGGGAAAAACCCACCAGUGUUAUUAGAGCUUUGCAUUCAAAACCAGGAGUUUGGCAUAUAAGAAGAUGGAACACCUGAGGUAGAUGCGGUUGCCAUGGAUGAUAAAGUUAAAUCUCUUCUCUGGAAUUUGUUCUGCUGGAACAGACAUCCUGAGCAGGUGCUGAGGAAUGAUUGCUUCCUUGUAGUUGAUGCAAUUCCAGUUUCACUGCAACCAGGUGAAGAGUAUGAGCCAUGUGAAAAACAUGAUUAUGAGAAAACAGAUGAGCAAAAAAGAAAAGUGCUUAAUUGA